AUGGGCUUGUCACCAGAGCAGGUCGCGCACCUGAACCGACAAGCAAGGCGUCGGGCUGAAAGAGCAGCGGAGGAGAUGUCGUUUAAUAAGGUCAGCUCAGAAGAUUAUCUCAAACGACUUAGAGCGAGAAGACGUCCAGGGAGACCAUUCGAAAUCGAAGAUAUCCCCGCUGCGGUAGAGAUUGAAGACGAGACGGAUAUUCCGCCACUCAAGGCCAGCCACUCUCCCAAUCCUAGGCGAACUCCCCAUCCUCCACGAUCAACAGCGACCCCGAAAGGAGCUCGAGGACCCAGUGCUCCUAGAACUCCAUCGACAUCGAAAGUCAAGGAAACUCCGAGCAGCAAGUCAACAGCAAGAAUAUCCACAAAGACCAGUGUCUCAUUCCGAGGCUGGUCUCGAGAACGCUCGAAAAGUCAACAUGACUUGUUGCAAAAUAUCCAGAGGCCUUCGACCACGACGUUGGAUUCUGUGGGCAUAAAAUCAACUGGAAUAUCGGCUACCUCACCGUCUAGGUCAACUACGAACGUUUCUAAGCCGAACAAGUCCAUCCGCAGAGUGGCAUCUGUAUCUGCAAUACCCCCAAAGUCGGACCCUAGUGAAAAGGAAAACACCAAACCAGACUAUAAACCAAAACAUAGUCGCAGCCAGUCAAGCCCGACAGCAAUACCUCCGUCAGAUGCCCCUAUGCCUCGGGGAACUCUCACAAAAAGGAGCUCUAUACGUGCGCUGAAGGAUAAGAUUCGGAGAGUGGCGAGCGCUUUUGAACUACGCUCUACUGAAGACGAUUCGGAACCCAGCAACGGCAUUACCUUGCAACACAACAAGUCUACUAGAAGUCUGUUGCGGUAUUCAGCUACACGCAUUCGCCGGCGCCGCUUAGACACUGUCAACGAAGAAGCAUGA
Colletotrichum truncatum is the source of this 903-nucleotide messenger RNA. RefSeq lists its product as uncharacterized. The record is from RefSeq and is a predicted model, not a curated record. Lineage: Eukaryota; Fungi; Ascomycota; Sordariomycetes; Glomerellales; Glomerellaceae.